CCGCGCACACAUCCCUAGAAGGCAGCCGAAGGGACUGUGGCCGCGGCGCUCUCGCUCGCCGCCCUCCGCCCUUCCCUCCUCCGCUCGGCCCCCGCGUCGCCCCCGCGACAACGCCGGAGAAAGUUUGUGCGGCCGAGCGCGGGCCGGGAGCGCAGCCGGGACCGGCGGUCCCCCCGCCGAGAGGAGCGCCCGCAGAGCCAGCGGCGGCGCCGAGCCCCGCGCCCGCCCGCGCCCCACCCGCCAUGGGCGCCGCGGCCCGCAGCCUGCGGCUUUCGCUCGGCCUCCUGCUGCUGGCGACGCUGCUCCCGCCGGCCGACGCCUGCAGCUGCUCCCCGGUGCAUCCGCAACAGGCGUUUUGCAAUGCAGAUGUAGUGAUUAGGGCCAAAGCGGUCAGUGAGAAGGAGGUGGACUCCGGGAAUGACAUCUACGGUAACCCCAUCAAGCGGAUUCAGUAUGAGAUCAAGCAGAUAAAGAUGUUCAAAGGACCUGACAAGGACAUAGAGUUUAUCUACACGGCACCCUCCUCUGCCGUGUGCGGGGUCUCGCUGGACGUUGGAGGAAAGAAGGAGUAUCUCAUUGCAGGGAAAUCCGAGGGGAACGGCAAAAUGCACAUCACCCUCUGUGACUUCAUUGUGCCCUGGGACACCCUGAGCCCCACUCAGAAGAAGAGCCUGAACCACAGGUACCAGAUGGGCUGUGAGUGCAAGAUCACACGCUGCCCCAUGAUCCCGUGCUACAUCUCGUCUCCGGACGAGUGCCUCUGGAUGGACUGGGUCACGGAGAAGAACAUCAAUGGGCACCAGGCCAAGUCCUUCGCCUGCAUCAAGAGAAGCGAUGGCUCCUGUGCGUGGUACCGUGGAGCGGCACCCCCCAAGCAGGAGUUUCUCGACAUUGAGGACCCGUAAACAGGCCAACAAUACCACUGUGGCCGACUGCAAAGCCUCCGAGAGUUUAGACUGGUCCAGCUCUGACAUCCCUCCCCAGAAACAGCAUGAAUAAAACGGUCAUCUAAGUGGGUCUAAAUUAGCGUGAUUCUCCUCCCCACCCCCAUUCUCCUUUUAAACAUCGUUGUGGGUCUGAAGGGAGAGGUGGGUCCCACACUCCAUCUGCCCUCCUGGGCACUGUGCAUCUCGGUCUUCAAUCUUGAGUGCAGGCAGGGGUAGGACACACGGGCUUCCCUCCUAGGCCCAGCCCUGGCACCGCCACAAGUGUGGAGCGGGAAGCACUUUUAGGGGCCCUCUGGCCUGGUCAGGACAUAGCCUAGAAAUGUGCAUUUUGCAGAAACUUUUGAGGGUCAUUGCAAGACUGUGUAGCAGGCCUACCAGAUCCCUGGCUUGUCCCUCGUUUCCUGCAGUGUCCACAGCUCUGGCCUUAGGGUGGUAGUCCCUGCCCCUUGCAAGUGUCCGUCUCCCCUGUGCCCACUGUGACACCCAUUACCUGUGACUCCCCUUAAGUCUAGGAGCAGCCUGGCCCAGUGGCUCGUUCUGGAAGGAACCCCCAGUAAUCCUAUUAGAUACGCAGAAUCCUGGCGGGAGCCUCCGCAUGGGGCCUUGUAGAAACGGAGGGACAAGCUUCAGCAUCAGCCAAGUCAUUUCCGUUCCCCUGCCCCCUCCCCACCCCCUCCAACCUAGGGGAUUCCACAGCAUUCUGCCCUGGGGGCAGAUGUUUGCAGUGACACGUGACUCCCCCUGUAGUUUAUUCCUGAGCUUCUAAAGAUUCUCUGGCAUCCUCCUCCUCAUCCCAGCAUUGGGCAUCCAGAUGGAGUUGCACAGAACCGGCUUUGCAAGAGUUGAGUGUGGCCAGUGACGUGAGCUGGCUGUGUUCUAUUUGCACAUCCUGAGGAUAUCAGAAGCUAGGUCCUGCUGUGUCCCCCAACAUAGCCCAGAGCCACAGCUUUAUUAUGACCUCCCUCAAAGACUGACAGUCACUGUGCAAUGCAUGGAUUUCUGUGAGUGAGGUUAGCUCAGCACUAUGAAGUCCUACCUAGGAAGGGACGAAUUUUGGAGGUUAGGUGUCUUCAGUAAAAUUCAUUUCUUUCCAGGCCUCUAGGACACUGGCCAGCUUUAAGAGACAUCUCAUUUUUCUAAAGAUGAAUUCUCGAUAGUAUGUGAACCCAAGUUGCAGGUGUACCAACCUCCACUUAUAUCACAAAGCUCUCUCAGUUAAGGAACUUCACAGGAAACAAGGGAACCUAUUCCCUAAAAAUGGUUUUCUGGUGCCAGUAAAAUGGGGGUUAACAUAAGCAGAAAUUUCUCAGUAAUAAUAGACAAUCUCCUUUUUCUUCCUGAUUGUGUUGUAAAGAUAAACUCUUCUGAGUUUGUCGUGCACAUUAUGGGAACAUACACCGUGCAUGCACGUGCCCACACACCCACCGUGAAACUGAAGUCUGUCAGCCUGUGAGUGGUCCUUCUGCAAAAUGCUUCCAAAUCACCUUCUAAACCUACUCUAAUCUGCAGUGACCCUAAAGCACCUGUAAGACUCCUGACCCCUAGGUGGCAUGCAACCCCCAUGCCUGCCUGGGACCUGGUCAGCAUAGAUUUCAAUGACUUCCCUUUCUAGGGCAGAUUAGGAGACUCUCCAGGAAUCAGCCCCCUAUCCAAGGGCACUUUCAUCCUGUACAGUGAUAGAAAGUUUGUAAGAUGUCAUAAUGGACCAGUCCGUGUGAUUUCAGUGUAUACAAGUACAACAGGCCCCUCCAAUCAGUAUAACAUCCCACCCUUGUUGGCUUCCCUUAUGGUGUUCUGUAACAUUUACUGCUGUUUCUGCUGAGUUUUUAAAUGUUUUGGUUUGUUUCUGACAUCAGUUGUAAUCAUUCCUGUGCUGUCUUUGUAUUACCCUUGGUAGGUGUUAGACCUGCACUUUUUCCUUAAAGGUUUCUGCAUCGUGGAAGCAUUUGACCCAGCGUGGGAAGCAUGGCAUGGUAGCUGGCCUGUGAUGGUGGAUUCCUUCAGACCUUCUCUUUAGUUCCUUGAAUAUUGUUGCUUUUCUGUUUUCCAUCUUUUGUUCUCUGGUUCGAAUUAUUACGAAGUAAAGGAUCUUUGAGUAGGUUGGUUCUAAAAGAUGGCCUUUAUAGUCGAUCCAUGCACGUUGGUCUUCUAGCCACGAUGAGCAGAAAAAAACAAAACAAAACUCAAGACGUGCCCGGUGGCAGGCCAAAGACAGAGCCACUCAAAUACCUUCACAGUAAAUAAUUGCAAUAUAUAUGUAGUUUAAGAAAGCUCUCCAUUUGGCAUUGUUUAAUUUAUGUUAUAUUCUAAGCACUGUGCUUUUCCUCCCUCUAUUCUUGUUUUCAUGCAAGCAACUCAGAAUAUUUAAAUUGAAGUUUACAUUGUAGUUUUUUUCGAAUCUUUGCUUGAUAAGUAUUAAGAAAUAUCAGACUUGCUGCCAUAAUUUAAAGCUUUGUUGAUUUUGUUUGGAUAUUUUUGUUUCCUUAAGUUUUGGGCAAUGUGUUUUUGCUGGAGUAUAAAGUCUGUGAUCUUCCUGUGCUGGGAACACAUGAGAGUCAUUGAAAGUGGACAAGCAGACUGCGCAUGUCUCCGAUGCUUUGUAUCAUUCUCGAGUGAUCGCUCAGUCAAUGGACAAUAAACAAUAUUACCAGAA
Messenger RNA from Manis pentadactyla (Chinese pangolin), 3600 nucleotides. RefSeq names its product TIMP metallopeptidase inhibitor 2 (gene TIMP2). Lineage: Eukaryota; Metazoa; Chordata; Mammalia; Pholidota; Manidae. The transcript is spliced from 5 exons. Bases 243 to 905 code for a protein of 220 amino acids. Gene Ontology annotation, biological process: negative regulation of endopeptidase activity; negative regulation of membrane protein ectodomain proteolysis. Gene Ontology annotation, cellular component: extracellular matrix. The record is from RefSeq and is a predicted model, not a curated record. Gene Ontology annotation, molecular function: protease binding; metalloendopeptidase inhibitor activity.